UACUUUCUCCUUCACAUUUGCUCAAAAGGAAACAUCAUCAUCAUCACCAUCGUCAUCGCUCUUUUUUAUCUCUCAGUUUCUUACUGUUUCCGGGAAUCUUCCUUCUUUAUCAAGUAUCAAGAGAAAUUUGCAAGAGCUAAAGUGGUCUGGUCUAAAGACUGAUUUGCUUUGUUUAGAGUAAGAGAUCAAGAGUGGAGUAGUGUAUAUCGCUAGAAAGUGCUUCUUUUUUCCAUUGGUAGAAGCACUUUCUUGGAAAUUCUGGAAAACGGUAUCGGGAUUUUUCUGAGAAAAGGAGAUCGGAGGUAAUGUGGUCGAACGAAAAGAACCUUCCAUCGAGAUCGAGGGGUUUCUUCACCCCGCAGCCGCCUGCAUGGAAGAAAACACAGUCCUCUGUUUUGCCAAUGUCAGAGAGGAAAAGAAUCUCGCCUGCCGAUCAGGCCGAUUCUUUUCAUGUCAUUCACAAAGUUCCAGCUUCUGAUUCUCCUUAUGGCAGGGCAAAGCACGUCCAGUUGAUAGACAAGGAUCCCAGUAAAGCCAUUUCCCUGUUCUGGGCAGCUAUUAAUGCUGGAGAUCGGGUUGACAGUGCAUUGAAAGACAUGGCUGUUGUGAUGAAACAACUUAAUAGAUCUGAUGAGGCUAUUGAGGCAAUCAAAUCUUUCCGUCAUCUUUGUCCUCAUGAUUCUCAAGAGUCUCUUGAUAAUGUCCUUGUUGAACUCUACAAGAGGUCUGGACGGGUUGAAGAAGAGAUUGAAAUGCUUCAGAACAAACUGAGGAACAUUGAGGAAGGGACAGUUUUUGGCGGAAAGAGGACAAAGAUUGCGAGAUCUCAAGGGAAGAAGAUUCAGAUUACUAUUGAACAGGAGAAAUCAAGGAUACUAGGGAAUUUGGCCUGGGCCUAUCUCCAGCAACAUAAUUAUGGAAUUGCUGAGCAACAUUACAGAAAAGCAUUGUCUCUGGAGCCAGAUAUGAAUAAGCAAUGCAACCUGGCAAUAUGCUUGAUGCACAUGAACAGGAUCAGUGGAGCAAAAUCACUGCUUCAGGAUGUGAAAGCUUCAUCAGGAAAUGAACAGAUGGAUGAAUCCCACUCUAAAUCUUAUGAACGUGCUCUGGAUAUGCUGAUCCAAGUAGAAUCACAAUCAAUGUUAGAGCCGGUGGCAAAGGAACCAGAUAAGGGAAGGGAAAUUCAAAGACCCUCGACACCAUACAGGGAUAGAGGUUUGAAAGAAGCUGGCAUUAUCCUUCCUAGAAAUGAGGACACCAUUUCAGGUUUUAUGGGCAGGAGAAGGUUGCCAUAUGCACAUUGGGAAGGGAAGAUGCUAAUCGAUGAGCAAAAUGGUGAAUCUUACUGUAGAAAUCCACUUGAGAAGAAUGAUAACUUCUCUGGAUAUGAUGACAGAAGUUCAAAAUGCACACCAAUUGGACAGAAAGGUUAUUUGCAGUCUUCUCCAGAAAGCAUGUUCACUGAGAAGUGGAGAAUAGGUUCAUAUUGGGAAAGCCCGUGUGAAGGGUCAGUGUAUUCCAGCAAGCUGAAGGAAAACUGGGGGUAUUCAACAGGAGAAGAAGUAGGUUCUGCACAAAAGAAAAUAUAUGCUUCCUCAGCAGCUAGUAAAAGGAACUCAGAAGCUUUAUUUACCCAACCAAGACGAUGUUCACAGGGCUUCAAUAAUGCAGAUCAGAAGAGAGGAGGAAGAUGGGGAGAAGAUACAGUUCGAAAUUCAAUUCGAAAACUCUCCUUUGAGCAAACUCUAACCAGUGAAAGUGAGCCAUCGCAUUCAAUCCAGAAUCUUAAUGAAAAACCACAAACUUCAAAUAAUGGGAAGUCUGAGAACUCUGCAACUGGCCGAAUGGAAGAGGAGGCUCAGGAGGGCUUAUCUGGAGUUCUAUUCACACAGCCCAGAAACUCUUUGUUGUGGCUAAAUAAUAGAGAUCAAAGAAUGGAAAGAUGGGCAGAAGAAUCUGUUGGCUGUCCAUUUCGCAAGCUGUCAUUCGAGAAGAAUAUAACUGGUGUGACUCCACAUUCAGCGCAUGGUCUUAAUGGAGAACCAUUUUUUUCAUCUAAAGAUGAAUCAGAAAUUGGACUGGAAAAGCCUGCCAAUGCACCAAAUAAGAAAAGCUGGGCAGACAUGGUUGAAGAAGAAGAGAAAGAAGAAUUACUCAACAGCUAUGAUGGCUUCAACAGGGAAGAGGUGUUCAAUGAUGAAAACCUGAAUUCCAACAUAAUUUAUCCACGCCCUGAUUGUAAGGAUCAUAUUGGGAAUAUCACUCAACAACUUGAAUCAUUUGAUAUAAAAGGUGGGGACAAUGCAUCAGCAAACACUGUUUCAUCAAGGAGAAAUCGGCUGCAAGUUUUCCGGGACAUAACCAGUUCAUGAAGACCAGACUGUUAAUAGCUUUAGUUUCAUGGUGUUAGUUUGAUUUAUUCUCUUUGAACUGUCUUUCUGAGUCCAGCUUUACUGCCACACCCACCAUUGUUGUAUAUCACCAUCUUCUAUUCAUUGUACAUUGUAAAGAAUCAUUGUAAUUGAAAUAAGUAUAUCCUACAUGGUUGAA
Theobroma umbraticum is the source of this 2550-nucleotide messenger RNA. It is a transcript of the gene MS5, whose product is annotated as Tetratricopeptide repeat (TPR)-like superfamily protein. Gene Ontology annotation, molecular function: protein binding. The record is from RefSeq and is a predicted model, not a curated record. Lineage: Eukaryota; Viridiplantae; Streptophyta; Magnoliopsida; Malvales; Malvaceae.